AUGACUCCAGCAGUACAAGAGACGACGGCCACAGCACAAAGAAGCAGCGAUGUUCCUCUGAAGGACAACCACCCGACAGAAACACAUUCAAAGUCCAACCCCAGCUUGGAGUUCAUCAAAGCCUUGACCAACGUGUCCGACAUCCAGGAAUGUCUUCGACAACUCGAGCUAGAAGAGACUAAAGUUGAUGCCGACCUGGACGAGUUGCUGGCAGAGCGUGAAGAAUUGGAGUCAAGCCUUGACAAACUGGAAGUUCUGGAACCUCAACUUGGCGGAUUACAACACGAGUCCAAGUCGCUCGUAAAGAUCAUUAGCGACACUUCAGGAUUGGCUGAGAGUAUCAGCGUGAAGGUUCGACAGCUCGAUCUUGAGCAAUCACGCGUUCAACUGGCUAUCAAGCACGUCGAGGAUGUUCAGGAACUUAAGUUUUGUAUCUCAGGAAUUCAACGGGCGAUGGAACAUUCAGAAUAUGAGGAUGCGGCACGACACAUGCACAAGGCCCUUGGUUUCGAUAAACGUAUCCUUGAAGGAUCAUUUGCCGAGAUCUCGGUGCCUUCAGCGUCGAACCCUGAGUAUCCCACUGUGAUGCUGGCCAAUUCCAAGGCCAAGCUACUGGAUAUUAUCUCGACAGGAUUCGAAGGAGCAACACAGAGGCAGUCAGAGGAAGAUAUCACACGGUACUUCAAGCUGUUCCCACUCUUGGGAGAGGAGCAAGUUGGACUAGACAAGUACUCACAGUUUGUAUGCGCCAUUGUCUCUGGAAAGGCGCAAACCUCUCUUGCUGGACCACCCAAAUCGCCUACGUUCUAUGCCGAUACUUUGAUCAGGCUGUUCGAGUCUGUUGCGGUCAUCAUUGACCAGCACCAGCCUGUCAUUGAGAAGUUUUACGGUCCAGGAAAGAUGCUUCGAGUUAUUCAGAGGUUGCAGGAAGAGAGUGAUACCCGGAGUAGAAAGGUUCUUGAGGCCUUUGAAGAAGAGCGCGAAAUCGCUAGGAAGGUUGCAGAGAUCAAGGCUUUCCGGGAACCCAAACGGACUACACUCCAAUCCUCAGGAACGAUCCGAAGCCUCACACCCCAACCCGGCUCGUCCAACAUCCAACAAUCUUCCGCUAUUCCCGAGGUGAUCGACCCACGCGAGUUGGAUAUCAACCUGAACGAAAUGGUUCUCAUCUCUCAAAGAGCACAUCUCUACAACCGCUUCUUGGAGUCGAGAGCUAAGUCCGAGGUCGAGCAGCUGAAGGAUGAUCAUGCUGGAGAGGCGCUGCUGGAGAAACAAAAGGACCUGCACAACGAAUCCGGACUGCUUCGCGUCAGUGGAUUGUCACGCAAGGUCGAGGAGGUCAUUGAUCAUUACUUGGCCAUCGAAGAGUUUUUCCUAAGGAGAAGUGUUGAUAGGGCCAUGAAGAUUGACGAAUAUGAUGCAGGCAAUCAGACCUCCAGCUGUGUGGACGACGUCUUUUACAUCCUCAAGAAAACCAUCUCGCGAGCUGUCUAUACCUCGAACGUCGACUGCUUGGCUGCGAUGAUCAACUUUAUCAAGAACACCCUCGAAAUGGACUACAUUUCAGUUUUUCAAAGGAAUAUGGCGAGCGUCUUUUCGAAUGGAGAUACACGGGAUGCGCGCUUCCAGUACAUGAUCCUUUUGAACAACGUCGAUGUCAGCAUCGACUAUCUGGAAAAGCUCACUGUCGAGAUUGAGCAGGAAUGCGUGUCAACGAUCGCUUCGCUAUCGGAGCAUUCGCUGGCCAAGGCAAAGGUGGUGCUCUCUGGACUUACGGGAUCUUCGAGCAGGUUCAAGCGGAUCCUGAAUCACGGUAUCGAGGAGCUGUAUGAGCGGACACUGAAGCCCCGAUUGAGACCUCUUCUUCAGGACUCUUAUAAGGAUAUCAAAUACGUUGUGACAGACGAGGAGUAUGCGGAGCAGGAGGCCCUGAACAGCUUUGUCAAUCGGUUUAUGUCAGGCUUGGAAAGCCUGGUGGAUGCGUUCAAGUCGACCUUGACGGAUGACAAUUACAAUCAAGUGAUCGCUAACGCGGUGACGACGCUGACAAAGACCUGGGAGGACAUUAUCUUUGACACAAAAUUCAACAAGAUGGGCGCUAUCCGGUUCGAAAAGGACCUCCGCGCAGCAGGCUUCUACAUGGUGUCAUUGACGUCCUUCCCUUUGCGUGAGAAACUGACGCGACUCAACCAGAUGGCUAUGUUACUCGACCUGGAGGAACUCGAGGAUUUGUACGAAAUCUGGGGAAACAAUGCUGGCGCAAUCACCUGGCGGCUGACGGACGGAGAAGUGCGGCGCAUCUUACGUUCCAGUCACGGACACUUCUACAACAUUUUGCCUUGGAUUCCGGUGGAGAAGUUCAGGUCGUCUCUCAGAGUCUCGCAGAAGCAUAUCGAAAAGGAGAUUGCGACGCUGACCAGCACCGUCUCUGAGAUAUCCAAAAAGUCCGUUCAAGGUAGCAUGGACCCCAAGCAGGUCGAGGUUGCACUGGAGGCCAUUGUGACUCGUCUGAGCACUCUGAAGCGAAAGCUCAAGGAUACUCGCGCAGAAGAAACUCUCUAUUCUCAAAGAACAAAAGUCCGCCUGCAGCACCUUCAAGAAUUCACCGCCAUCCCCACGCUGGAUUCGGACGACUUUGCCCGCUGGAGCAGAGUGCGAUUGAACCGCAUCUUGAUUGACUACAUGCUCCGCGACGGCUUCAGGGAGACCGCGACGCUCCUGGCCAAGAGUGAACACAUCGAGGAUCUGGUUGACAUUGAGCUGUUUGUCCAGUCUGCCAAGGUUGAGCAAGCUCUGAUGCGACAGAGUUGUGCAGAAUGCUUGCAGUGGUGCAAGGAGAACAACUCUAACCUCAAGAAGAUCAAAAGCACCCUGGAGUUCAGCUUGCGCGAACAGGAAUUCAUUGAGCUCGCCAGGGAGCGUCGGUCGCAAGAGGCCAUUGCCUAUGCCAAGAAGCAUCUCACCCCUUGGAAAGACACGCAUUUAAAGGAGAUUAGCCACGUGAUGGGAUUGCUGGCCUUCCCACCAGAAACCAAGUGCCAUCCCUACAAGAGGCUCUACGAUAAGUCGCGAUGGAAUGAUUUGAUCUCUCAAUUCCGCUCCAACAACUUUGCACUACAGUUCUUCACACCCGAGCCGCUCCUGAAUGUCACGCUUCAGGCAGGAUUGUCAGCUCUCAAAACACCAAUGUGCUACCAGGCGGACCAUCGUAACAUCAACUGCCCAGUCUGUGACCCUGACACCCUUGGAGCCCUCGCUACGGACCUCCCACUGAGUCAUCAUUUCAACUCCUCAAUCGUGUGCAGGAUCAGUGGUCAGAUUAUGAACGAGGACAACCUCCCUAUGGCGCUUCCCAAUGGCUAUGUCUACUCCUACAACGCAUUGGCGGAGAUAGCAAGUGUGAACAAUGGCAAGAUCACUUGCCCAAGGACCGGAGCGAUCUAUGAUAUCACGCAGAUAAAGAAGGUGUUCAUCUCCUAG
Messenger RNA from Linnemannia hyalina, 3480 nucleotides. The record is from the annotation of a GenBank genome assembly. Lineage: Eukaryota; Fungi; Mortierellomycota; Mortierellomycetes; Mortierellales; Mortierellaceae.